AAAUUGUGCUGAAACGAAACAAUCGCGCCCUCUCAGUUUGCCCUACGAGAGGAGCUGAGAACAAAUAAGAGCCAAAUAUUGGUGCGUAUUGAAGCGCGAAGAUGUGUUUUUGGAAGCUAUUAUUUGACCUCACUUUCGGCCAUAUUCCAACCAACCGUCCUGCACUCACUGAAUCAAUUAUCUGUAAUAUUAAGAAGCACAAUAGGCGACGAAAGGCUGUACUUCGAUGGAAACAAUGCAGCCGAUCACGGAAGAUCAGGAGUGGACGCUGCGACGAUGGGCUACCAUCAUAGGCAAACCUCCGCGAAAAAGAGAUAAACAAUUUCUCAAGGCGGAAAAGGGACUUAGCGAAGAGCAGAUUGACUCAUGGUGGAAGAACAUUGAUUCUCCCAAGCCUCAAGAUGCUGCACCUGUGACGCAACCACAGCAGAGAGUGGACACGAGCCAGAACUCUUUCCAGCACCAGGAACUUACAACAAUUGAAACCAGCCAAGAGGUCCAACAAAUGGAUGGUCUACAAUUUGGGCUAUCAAGCCAGGACUUCUCCUUCUUUCUGCCUCCAUCACAAGAAACUCAGGCGUGGUCUCCAAUUGGCGUGACGCAUGAGGAUUUCUCAAACUCACAUCCCUCGAUGCUCGAAGUUCCCCAAAAUAUUUGCUGGUCAAAUACAUUGGGGGCUGAAAGACCUCCAUCCUCCUUCUCUGAAUCCAGCCCUCUGCUCUCCCAACCCAUAGGUCACCGGAGAUGUAUGAUCGAGGGAGAUAGAUCGUACGAUGCAGAUCGAUCUUCUUACGAGUCAUCAUUGCGAACUUGGGAUACAGCCUCAACCUUGGUCUCCUUCUGCGAUAUGUACACAGAAGAUCUCAAGCCUACUGAUUUGAAUGAGUCGAAUCAGUCCAUCAACCCGAGCGAAUUGCAGGUGCCAACGAGGCCACCGCGCCUCUCCACCUUUGCACCACAGAAUGCCAUCAUUGAAGAAGGACCGUGUCUAAAUCGUGUCUCCCUCUCACGUGCUCAUGAGAGGAUCGAACUUCGCUCUAACUUCAACUUUCCAUCGGAGCCGGAAACUCCAACCAGCUCCCAGAAAGGGCAAGGGAAAUACGUUUGUACCUCAUGCAAGCGAGGCUUCAACCGUAAAGGCGACUGGAAACGACACGAAGAGUCUCAUGACCCGCAGAAUUUUUGGACCUGCCUACUUGGAGAGCCGGCAAAGUUAUCUGCAACUGGAUGGACUUGUGUAUUCUGCAAUUCAUUUAAAGCAAACCGUUCCGAUAUGGUUGCGCAUUUGAUAAACGAGCACAAGAUCCAUGUGUGUAAAAGCAAGAAGCUCGAGGCGAGGACAUUCUAUCGAAAGGACAAGUUGAAACAGCACUUGCAGCAAGUUCAUGCUCUAUCAGAGAAUUGCUCAACGCUUUGGGAGAGCUGGCAUCAAAGACCGAAGAAGAAAUGGGCUUGGGGAUGUGGAUAUUGUGGUGGUUGUUCUUUCACUUGGGAGGGUACGUUUAUUUCUUGUCUUGUCUUAUUUUCACGCCUCCCAAUUACUCAAUUCCCUCAUCCCCCGAUUUAUAUACCUGUUAUGCGGGUGACUUAUGAUAAGUCAUAAAGGCUAGACAUCGUUUCUCCUAGCAAUACCAUGCCCCUGUCCGGGUCACAUCCAUCAAAAGCUGUAGCUAACGAGCCUUAGGGAGGCUUAUUCAUCUCGCCGAGCAUUAUGAAAAGCAAAACCUUGU
Molecule: messenger RNA, 1730 nt
Organism: Hyaloscypha bicolor E
Lineage: Eukaryota; Fungi; Ascomycota; Leotiomycetes; Helotiales; Hyaloscyphaceae
Exons: 2
Coding region: 227-1603 (458 amino acids)
Source: RefSeq, a predicted model, not a curated record